CAUGCUCGGCGCAGUUGGUCUGAGGAAGCCGACGACAGCGCCCAUCUUGUUACUUCGUCAUCCAUAUACUUAAUUAUUCGAAAUGUGAGUUUAGUUUAGUCAAUAAAUUAUUUGGACCCGGAUUCUGUUUCACAAGUUUCUUCAUUUAUCCGUCUAUAUUCUCCGAUGAUCCAGUCCAGACGGCUUGUAGAAUAUUAUAGCAAUGUCUUCCACCUUGCGGACCAGGCGUGGAGCGGAGACUCAACCCGAUGACCCACGGGAAGGCGGUUGGGGUAUAGUGGUGGUCAUCGCCGCUCACCUGUCCUUCGCAAUCCAGAAUGGUCUUCUACGGAGCCCAGGCGUCUUGUACCUUAGCUGGAAGGAAGAUUUCAGCACCAACGACAGAGAGACGGCGGCCGUUCAGAGCGUCUUUUCUUCCGUGUCGUGUUUCUCCGGUCUCCUUGGCGGGAUUUUGACGGAACGUUUUGGCUGCAGAGUCACAGGGAUCGUCGGAGGAGUUUUGACGUUUCUUGGUCAUCUCUGUACCUACUGGGUGACUGAUAUAUACCAACUCUACAUCACAGCUUCGAUAAUCGGAAUAGGGAUAGGGAUAGCUUCGAAUCCGGUUGUGGUUGUCGUCGCGAUGUACUUCAAAAGGAAAUACAAGCUAGCCCACGCGGUAGCCAUCUCUGGCGAAGGAACGGGCAUCAUGGCGGCUCCGCCGUUGUUCCAAAUGGUUUUGCAAAGCUUUGGUUGGCGAGGGACGUUUGUGAUCGCCUCUGCAGUUGCGGCAAACAUUGUCACAUUUAGCGCACUCUUCCGCCCAAACGGAACCAAACAGAAGUCCAAGGGGGGUCUUCAUUCAAGUCAGCAAAACCUGGCUAAGGGUGAGCAGAAUAGCGACGACAACUAUGGUCAUAGUGGUGGCUUAGUCCAACUUGAACCAAAAGGCCAAGCUGCAGAACAUGGGGAAACACCCAACAGCAACAUGGGUUAUGUCUCACUCGUAUUGGACACAAAGAAUGCAAAUCCCAUUCUUAGAUUACUCAAGAGAUUAGCAGUCCGUUUUGGGUUCCAUCUGUUUGUGAAAAGCUACCGCUUCGUUCUGCUGUGCGCCAUUCAGCUGCAGUUUAACAUCACGUACAUUGGAUUCGUGCUCUACCUCGUUCCCCGCGCACAGAGCGUGGGUGUGGCGCCCUCCAGCGCCGUCAUCUUGCUCAGUAUUUUUGGCAUCGGGAACUUGCUCGGUCGUCUUGGAAGCGGAUUGUUGGUGAGUUGGAAGAUAUUGGCCGAGCACGUGUCCGCCAUCACCAUGGUAAUUGCUGGGGUGUCCUUACUGAUCAUGAUCUCUGAAAGGUUUUCUCUUUUCGCAAUAGCUUCGUUUCUAUAUGGAUUCGUGUCGGGUGUCUAUUUCGCCAUCGGGUUCGUUUUAAUUCGGCAGUGUGUCGGCGUGAGGAAAUUAGCUGUUGGAGUUGGAUUCAGCCAGAUCUUCCUGGGCAUUGGAGCUGUAACUGGCCCUGUUGUAGCGGGGUGGAUCCUUGACCUGACCGGUGAUAGCUAUCAGACUGUCUACUGCGUGGAGAGCGCAAUAUGCUUCAUCGGUGCCGUACAGAUGCUCCUCGUACCCCUACUGAGACGGAUAGAACCAGGCAUCGAAAUCAGCCCUACCGAUGUAUGAAAGGACAGGCAAAGUUUACGGCUAAGUUGAACUUGAACAACUGGAUAAAAGCAGAUUUCAUGGCCUGACGAUCAGGGGACCGUAAUAUUUGUGGAAUUAUACUUUUGUUUCCAACGCCACACAAUGACCACAUUAUUGAUGUGCAAAAAAAACCGAACUGUAAUUUAUUCAAAAAAAAGAGAAAAGAAUAAAUAUCAAGCGGCAUAAAUUACCAUCAAUACAGUUGUUGAAGAUCGCUAAUCAUUGAAAUUGUUUUAUUUCUUUUAUCAAAAAUGUAUAAUGUUUAUACUGGCAGGCCAGAAAGUUAUUUUUCCCGAUUAAUCUGAACGUUUUUAGUGACACUUUGGGUCGUAUGUAAGAUGUAGGAAUAACAGUUUUGUAAUAAAUAUUUGUACAUGUAUUAUCAAAAUCAUUACUUUAUUAACUGUUUUGACCAUAUUGUAAGCCGAAAUAACAAAAAACGUGCUUGCUUUUGAAAGUUUUUAUCUGCCUUUCAGUAAAAAGGAAACAGCGUCACUAAACUUUUUCAAGAAAACUACUCCCUUCACACGUUGAAGCUCAUAUUGAAGGUGCCCGGAAGUUUGGUUUCUCGUUAGCUCACGUAUGUUUUCGGGGUCAACUUUCACGCUCUAUACCACUCAAACCCGUAAUGUAAAAAUAAAAUUAUCAAAUGUAAACACAAGCUUCCUGACACACUGAAAAAAAUUAUAAUUUUCGUCUACGGUGCCGUUUUCGGCUCCCUGUGCAUGUAUAGGGUUUGCACCCGAACAACAGAUUAUCUUUAUGCAUUGUCAA
Patiria miniata (bat star) is the source of this 2452-nucleotide messenger RNA. RefSeq names its product monocarboxylate transporter 12-like. Bases 203 to 1657 code for a protein of 484 amino acids. Gene Ontology annotation, biological process: monocarboxylic acid transport; transmembrane transport. NCBI's taxonomy places the organism in Eukaryota, Metazoa, Echinodermata, Asteroidea, Valvatida, Asterinidae. The transcript has 5 exons. The record is from RefSeq and is a predicted model, not a curated record. Gene Ontology annotation, molecular function: monocarboxylic acid transmembrane transporter activity.